AUGCUGCCCGAGUCCAAUGGCAGUCCAUAUCCCGGGGGCGAUGCACCGAAACUCCGGACUGCAUGCGAGAACUGCAGACAGUCCAAGGUGAAAUGCAACAUACCGGGUAAGAGUGUGUGCACGCGGUGUUUGCGACAUGGUUUGCAGUGCCAGUACGGGUUCGCCAACCGCUCCGGCAAGCCAAAAGGCAGCAAGAACCGCGCCACGCUGCGAAAGCUCGGCCAACUACAAGAAGACAAGCCGACGAUGCGCGGGUUCCAUGGCUGUCGGCUCGUUGCCCCCGUGCUUGAUCUAGAGCCUGUGGUCGCUGUGGGCUAUGCCGGCCAUCGACGUGAUCCAAAAAUCGAGGACGAUGUCUGUCUGAUACCAGGUCAGCCAGGGCUGUGGGAAAGCCCACGAAUUCUCGACAGCGUUGCCACGCUAGAGACCUCAGUAUGCUCCGGGCAGUUACCCGCCCUGGAUGGCUCGCCGUUCAUCGACCGAGCCGAUUCCUGUGCGGUGCUCCCCGCAGGUAUUGGAUAUCCUCACACACCAGUCACACCGUCAUUUUUGUCUGCAGAUAUCUUAGUCGACGGAAUGACGAGUCCGUCGCUCGCAGGCUCUGUUGCAUCGCCAUACACGCUGGUACCAUGCGAGUGCGUUGAGCUACAACUUCUCCACAUGAACCGGUUGAGCCAGCUGCUAGCCGAGGCGCUGCCUUUCCAAUUCGACCACAGCCUGCAAACUAUCAAGGCCGCGUUCAAUGUGUGCCAGAUGUUCGUGCAUUGCGGGCAAUGCGCCAAAGACAGCGCCAAUCUGCUCCUGGCCAUCUCCGUCCUGAACCUCAUUCUCCAGCUGUUUGAAUACUGGGUAUCGCAGGCGACAUCUGAUGCAUCUCGGCCAGAGCACAGCGUCGAUCUCCACUACGGCUCCUACGAGAUGUGCCACGACGAGAACCGACGUAUUCGCAAUUUCCUCGUCCGCGGCCUUCUGCUGCAAUGCAGGGAGGUUUUGUCGGGGCUGAAGGGGGUUGUUCAUACGGCAGGUUUUGAAAUGCCCAAGUUCGUCAACGGUGAAGGAGGAGUGACUGAGUCGGCUGCUCCGCAAGACCCAUCCAGUCAACCAUGGGCAUCCCCUCGUCGCCACCUCGGCAUGCCGGAUAUGGAUGCGUCGGAAAGCAGCUGUCUUCUUCCUAUUGUGACAGGCUACGAAGCAACCGUCGAAGCAUUCUUACGGUCUUUUUCGGCGGAGGAUUGUAUCUGCAGGACAGGUGUGCGAGACGAGAUUCGGUAA
Messenger RNA from Penicillium alfredii, 1272 nucleotides. Its product is annotated as Zn(II)2Cys6 transcription factor domain-containing protein. Gene Ontology annotation, cellular component: nucleus. Bases 1 to 1272 code for a protein of 423 amino acids. Gene Ontology annotation, biological process: regulation of DNA-templated transcription. The record is from RefSeq and is a predicted model, not a curated record. Gene Ontology annotation, molecular function: zinc ion binding; DNA-binding transcription factor activity, RNA polymerase II-specific; transcription cis-regulatory region binding. The transcript has 2 exons. Lineage: Eukaryota; Fungi; Ascomycota; Eurotiomycetes; Eurotiales; Aspergillaceae.